AUGGCCCCUUCAGCUAUAGACAAUGUAGUGGACGCAUUUCAUGGUGUAAAUGGGUACCACAGCAAUGGCGUUGCACUUACCAACGGCCUCCAGGAAAUUACCCUCACCAAUGGGCACUCUAUGAACGGUCACACCACCAACUCUGACGCUCUUUUGAAUUCCUCCCCAGACCCUCCACUCGAUCUUCUCUGCGUAGGAUUUGGUCCUGCAUCACUUGCCAUCGCCAUUGCGCUCCAUGACACCUACCCAGCUUCCGCACCAGCUCCGAAAGUCCUAUUUAUGGAAAAGCAGCGCCAAUUUAACUGGCAUGCCGGCAUGCAACUUCCGGGCGCGAAGAUGCAAAUCUCUUUCCUGAAGGAUCUCGCAACCCCUAGGAAUCCGAGAUCGCACUUCACCUUCUUGAACUAUGUAUUCCAACAAGGAAGAUUAAACCAUUUCAUCAACUUGGGCACAUUCUUACCGAGUAGAUUGGAAUAUGAAGAUUAUCUACGUUGGUGCGCGGGCCAUUUUGAAAGAGAGGGCAAUGUUUCGUAUGGCAUGGAAGUUGAGGGUCUACGAGUAGGAGAUCAGGAUCAUGAUGGGAAAGCCACGAGCUGGGAAGUUACUGCCAGGGAUCAAUCUGGAAACCUCGUCACGAGGAGAGCAAGAAAAGUGGUUAUUGCCGUAGGAGGCAGACCAGUGAUCCCGCAAUGCUUACGGGGCUUGAGGCAUAUUGCUCACUCGAGUCAAUUUUCGUCAACUAUCACCCAGAUUCAAGCCAGAGAGGAGGGUAGACCGCUAAAAUUCGCUGUCAUCGGUAGCGGACAGAGCGCGGCAGAGAUCUUCAAUGAUCUCUCGGAGAGAUUCCCUGAUGCGCAGGUGAAAUUAAUCAUCAAGGGAAGGAGUCUACGGCCAAGUGACGAUAGUCCCUUCGUCAACGAAAUAUUUGAUCCAGAUCGGGUUGAUGAGAUUUACAACCAAACACCAUCCGAGCGAGCAGAUGCCCUCGCUCUUGACCGAGGCACGAACUAUGGCGUGGUCCGCCUCGAGUUACUCGAGCACUUGUACGAGAGACUCUACAUGCAGCGUCUCCGCAAUCAAGACGAAAGUACAUGGCGAUGCCGCAUCAUUACAAACAGAGUUGUUCUCGCCGCCUCGCAAUCGCCAUCUUCUAACGGGGUCAUCCUCAAACUGGUUGCCAACCGGGAAAACAAAGCGGAUGUAAAUGGAGGCGAGGAAGAAAUUGAGGCCGACUAUGUCUUUACUGCCACGGGAUAUGAGCGCAAUGCACAUGCGGAUAUCAUAUCCGAAACUCGAGAUUUAUUCACCGGAGAAGCUACGAAGAGAGUGCCUGUUGGGAGGGAUUAUCGGGUGAUGUAUGACGAGGCGAAGGUAGAUGAGCAGCAGGCCGGCGUGUGGCUGCAGGGGUGUAAUGAGGCUACACACGGGCUAAGCGAUACCCUCCUUUCCAUCUUAGCCGUGAGAGGAGGCGAAUUGGUACAGAGUAUUUUCGGCGGAUCUUAUUCAAACCCCAAACAAGCAUCAUGA
Messenger RNA from Venustampulla echinocandica, 1527 nucleotides. RefSeq lists its product as uncharacterized. NCBI's taxonomy places the organism in Eukaryota, Fungi, Ascomycota, Leotiomycetes, Helotiales, Pleuroascaceae. The coding region runs from base 1 to 1527 and encodes 508 amino acids. The record is from RefSeq and is a predicted model, not a curated record. Gene Ontology annotation, biological process: intracellular iron ion homeostasis. The transcript is spliced from 3 exons.